Colletotrichum truncatum is the source of this 240-nucleotide messenger RNA. RefSeq lists its product as uncharacterized. The record is from RefSeq and is a predicted model, not a curated record. NCBI's taxonomy places the organism in Eukaryota, Fungi, Ascomycota, Sordariomycetes, Glomerellales, Glomerellaceae.
AUGAAGUUCUCCUUGACCCUCGCGCUUACUGCUCUUCUCGGUCUUGCUGCUGCCUCGCCUCAGCGAGGUGGAAGUAAACAACAACAAAAGGCGGAUAAGCAGGCGCUCAGAGACCUUGCCGGCACGGAUGUUGACCCUAAUCUCGAAAACGGCACCAUCCUCCUUGACAACGGCCAGGGGCGAUGUGUAGCAGUUUCUGGAAAGGCGGUUUGCUCUGAUUCUUCAGGAGCUACCUUGUGA